AUGUACCGCACCAUGUCUGAGCCUCUUGUUCUUAUUACCGGAGCUACCGGUUUCAUUGGCUCCCACGCUGUCCUCUCCGCCCUCGAAGCAGGAUAUCGGGUACGUCUUGCUGUCCGCAAGUUAGAGCAGAAGCAGGCAGUCGAAGAACGAUACUCGAAAUUCGCGUCAAAAAUUGAAACAGUCGUUGUGCCAGAUAUCACGAAGUCUUCUUCCUUCGAGGACUCUUUGAACGGAGUCGAUCAUGUCUUCCAUUUAGCGUCUCCAAUGCCUGGCAAAGGCUCUGACUUUCAGGCUGACUAUGUCAGUCCGGCCGUGGGGGGGACUGAGGCGAUUCUUUACGCCGCUCUGAAUUUUCCCCAGAUCAAAAAGGUUAUUGUCAUGUCCUCAGUGCUUGCAUUGCUGCCUCCCACCGCAUCUGCUUCUGCGGAUGUGUCAGUCACUGACUUCCUAAAGCAUUUCCAGCCGCACUACACAUUGAUCACUUUCCACCCGACAUUUGUACUGGGCGAUAGUCUCAUACAAAAGAAUGCCACGGAAAUUGAUGGCAUAAACGCUACUUUCUGGUCCUCACUAUUCUUGGAAAAACCAGCUCUCCGAAAUGCGUGGGUCCACGUUCGUGACGUUGCGAUGGCUCAUGUCAAAGCACUUAGUGUCUCUAUUGAGACUGGCACCGAGUUUCUACUUUCUGCUCCUCCAGUGAACUGGAAAAAGGCUGCUGAUUUCAUCAAGAGGACCUAUCCCGAACUGGGAUGCAAACUCCAGCCACCGAUUCAAAGUGGAUGGGAGGUUGAUACUUCGAGUGCUGAUCAAGUUUUGGGCAUCACUUGGAUAUCCAUGGAAAAAACAAUCAAGGACGUUGUGGAUCAACAAUUGGCAUUUAAAGAGAGACAACGCCAUGCUCUAUAA
This is a messenger RNA of Penicillium salamii, 906 nucleotides long. The record is from the annotation of a GenBank genome assembly. Lineage: Eukaryota; Fungi; Ascomycota; Eurotiomycetes; Eurotiales; Aspergillaceae.